AUGAAACUGCAAGUUUUUUUGUACACAUUUACCCUAUUUGAGCUUUGUGUUUGCCUCGGAGAACUUGGACUGGGAACUACUGGACACGGAUCCCAGUCUCCAUUUACUCUUGACCUUUCCAGCGUCGAUCAGGGCAAAGUAUCAGUGACCGAAUCAAGACACGGUGAUGUAAAGCUUCAGACGUUGCUAGUAGGAAGUGGACACGGGAUCAACAAGGUUCUGUACAAGGGCAAACAGCAGUGGAUUGCAGGCAUAGGACCGCUUGCCGUCCUUCUAAACGUAGUAUACAAAUCUGAUGAGCUACAACUGCUCAAGGUCCAGGGAAGUGGCGAAAGUGCCGCGACCUUAGGCCUCUACAAGUGCAAGGAUGGAAGUUGCACAAGGAUUAAUGAACAAGAGUACAAUGCCAAAUACGGCAAACUCACAGGAGGUGUUCCGAAAGAUGGAAAUACAGUUGACCUAUCGUCACUACCAAAAGAGGGUGUAGAAAUCAAAAAGCCAUCUCCUAAUAGCAUAUAUGCAACCCUGGAACUCACACAAAUCACAGAUAUAGUCAAGGUUGUAGAUGGACAACAAGUUCUUUGGCAUACCAUUGGCACAGAAAAGUGCAUCUCUACCUCCAUAUUCGCAGAAAAUGAGAAACCCUUGCUGGUAAAACUUGUCAUAAAAUCCGCCCUCAGAGAAUUUGAUUACUUCUUUGAGAAUAUCAGGGGACAGUGGUGGCCAUCAACCUCAACGUUUUAUAACAAGAAGAUUGAAGUUUUGCUUGAAACAGACAAGGGCUCACCUCCAGCAAGUUCGUCCUGCACACUUCCGUUUACGUUCACAGUGACCUUACUUUUUAGCGUAAUGGAUUUAUGGUAA
Messenger RNA from Theileria equi strain WA, 864 nucleotides. RefSeq lists its product as hypothetical. Bases 1 to 864 code for a protein of 287 amino acids. The transcript has a single exon. The record is from RefSeq and is a predicted model, not a curated record. NCBI's taxonomy places the organism in Eukaryota, Apicomplexa, Aconoidasida, Piroplasmida, Theileriidae.